AUGCGAGAAGAAUUCAGCACUCUCUUCCCUCUGUGUACACACGAACGAGCGCUAUCCACUAUUAGUAGGGCAAGAGCGGGAGCAAGAGAAAAACUCACUGUGCAAGAAAAGCUCGCUUACGCCGGGAUUCGAACCCCUGACCUGACCUCUAGACGGGUUCGAGGUUUCCAACUAGACCACCGGGGCGACCGGUCAGAGAUAACCUCGCCCUCGGCGAGGGACGAGGUGGCCAUAUCUCGGCGAGUGCAGAGGUACAAGCUCGCAUUGCGCGGGCGUCAAGACGCCGAAAACAGGCGAACAAGAUCGACCUCGGACCAGUCAACGCCAAUGAUAUGGGGAUGGAGUGUAGACGCAUCGUAGAACGCGUUUUCGUUUGAAGUUGACGUCUUGUUUGAGAGUAGAUGUGACAGAUUUGCGUAGAAUAGGGUAAGAUGUUAUCAUGAACGGAGAUGAAAGGGCUUUUCCAACACGGAGAUGUAGCAUGGAUCAAAGCAUUUGUUGGAUUUCAGCUUUUACAAGCGGACAUCAACGCAGUAGUAUUUUAGCAAGCUUACGAACGCAUAUAGGAUACCAUCAGGAUU
Molecule: messenger RNA, 581 nt
Organism: Ectocarpus sp. CCAP 1310/34
Lineage: Eukaryota; Phaeophyceae; Ectocarpales; Ectocarpaceae
Source: the annotation of a GenBank genome assembly